AUGGUAGAUUCACAAUGUCAUUCCUUCGAGGAUACGGCUGCGGCAGGCAGCUAUAAUGUUCCAAUCAUAUCUGAGUCUCAUCCCGGAUCCUCUCAUGACAGUGGCUCGGUCAGACGACUUCAGCUUACCUCUCCCAAUACUCCACUUUUCAAUUCCCCAAAUGGCUCUCAAGCAUCAGUGUCGCUUCCGAAAACAACCCCUCAUGUUAUCAUGUAUCUGAAAGAAAAUCAAACAGCUUUUACAACACCUGCAAAGCGAGGCCGUAGUCAAUUCAGAGCAGCAUUCUCGAGAGAUACAACACGAAACUUAUAUCGCAGUCCAAGUUCUUCUGAUCGAUUUAUUCCCAAACGCGACUUUGGCGAUUCUCCAUCAACGCCGUUCCGGGUGAACAAACCCCCACAGCAACUGUCGCCGCGAGAGCGAUUGUUUCGGCACCGCUUGCCUGGAGAUGACCCAUUCUUACCAACUCCCAGCCCGAGUCCAGUGUUUCCAGGUCAGAGUACAAGACCAACUCGGCUUCGUCAAAGACCACUUCAACGGCCCCGGCUCGUUACUGACCUAGCGAUCCUUGGAAGCAAUCGUCAAAAUGACUUCCUCAGACAGGUCAGCUCUGGGGCCGUCUGGGGUGUAGGUGGAACAUCUGCAAUGCUUGGGGAUUCUGCGGUGACAACUGUGAAUGGUGCACCAAGUUUUGUCGGAAGAGCCAGCUCAGCACCUACUUUUAUGGCCAAAUUCUUACCCAGAAAGUCCAAGGUUGACGACCAAAACAGGCAUGAGUCGCGAAUAGCCCUUGCUUUGGAUAUUGACCCGACUUCUCGAGUACUUGAUAAUUCCCGAGGGUGCGUACAGACAGCCCCUCAUCCAACAUCCCCAAACUAUGAACAGUUUGAGCCCUUUGUAUGGAAGGAUAGCGCGUGGAAGAAGGGAGAAAGGGGGAACUGGCCAACGAGUUUUCCUCGGCGAGAGGCUGUCCCACCCAAGCCUUUUAGGAUCUUGGACGCUCCAUACAUGCGGGAUGACUUCUAUUGCUCUACUUUGGCCUAUUCUUUCACCUCCGGUGUUUUAGCUGUAGGAUUGGCGCAAUCUGUUUACCUCUGGUCUGAAGGUUAUAUCGUGGAUCGACCACCGUUUGGUGAUGUUCACCCCGCAAACUACGUGACCUCUCUCUCGUUUUCCUCCGAGGAUGGUGGGCGCAGUAUACUUGCCGUGGGUCGUCAGUCCGGCCAAUUGACUCUCUGGAGUGUCUUCGAGAGCAAGGUGCGCUUUGAAAUUAGCCAUGCGAACAGUGUAUCUUGCGUCUCCUUCAAGCCAAAGACCUCAAGAAGAUCAUCAGAAGGGUAUGCAAACACAGAGAUAGAUGCAGAGGAUCUCGUUGUUGGAGACGAAAUGGGAAACAUCUGGUAUUAUGCAGUCGAAUGGCCUGAUGUUCACGAUGAAUGGAGUUGGACAGGCUCCAUGACACUGUUGGCCAAAAUAUCUGCCCAUAGCCAACAGGUGUGUGGGUUGGCCUGGUCCCCUGAUGAUCGCUUCCUUGCUUCUGGAGGAAAUGACAAUGCGUGCAUGUUGUUUGAACUGCAUAAGAUAUUGCCAUCGCCACCUCCUAAUCACCCAGUCGUGUCCACUACCUCAUCAGAUCUGGCUGGAAACUUGAGUCGCGCAAUUCCAUGUCUUGCUUUAGGCAACAACUCCGGGCGCUCUAUCAGAGGUCGACAAAUUGUCAGCCAUCUACUUCCGUCCUGGAUUCAUUCUCUUCCAACCGAACUCUCCACAGCACCUCCGCUGUUAAGUCGUGUCGGAUGUCUUAUUUCGGGCAGCGAUAGAACAGUUCUUAUUCCAAGCAGCCGUCGAAAACACCGCCUCGCCCAUGCUGCGGCGGUCAAGGCAAUCGCAUUUGCACCAUGGCAACCAUCAUUGCUUGCAACAGGGGGUGGUUCGAAUGACCGUGCUAUUCAUUUCUUCCACGCCAAGACUGGCGUCUGUCUAGCGAAAAUUAAUGUCUUUGCACAGGUGACCAGUCUAAUAUGGAGUCAAACCAGACGUGAGAUCGCCGCAACAUUCGGAUACGCUCAACCAGAGCACCCUUUUCGGAUUGCUGUUUUUGCCUGGCCUAGUUGUGCCCAAAUUGCGGUCAUUCCUUGGGGCCCCGCUGGAGCUAGCUGGGAUGGUCAAGAACAAGAUGUUACCUACGAUUGUGGCCGAGCACUGUGGGCUGUCAGCUACCCAGGGAGGCCGCCUCGUCCACUGAGUGUUGCUACGGAUGAAUCUGAUCCUCUGGGCUCGAAAAUGUCAGCUGCCGGUCCAUCCACCAGUCAUCAAGCUGAUGAACGAGGUCAAUCGGUUGAGAGAAGAAAUGAGUCUCCAGAGCGAAGGCGAGGUCCAUAUGCCAUCCGCCCCAAAGAGAAAGAAGGUGGGAUGUGGUGCACGCGAACAAAAGAUGAAGGAUGCAUCAUUGUGGCAUCAAGCGAUCAGACUGUCAAAUUUCAUGAAGUAUGGACUGGUCGACGCAAGAGCACUGGCUCAGCCUCCGGGCUGCUUGGAGGAAGUGACAUUCUUGAGGGCAUAGAAGGGAUCGAGAAGUCCGGAAGUGAAGUCAUUCGUUAA
This is a messenger RNA of Penicillium malachiteum, 2601 nucleotides long. Its product is annotated as WD40 repeat domain-containing protein. The record is from RefSeq and is a predicted model, not a curated record. Gene Ontology annotation, molecular function: protein binding; anaphase-promoting complex binding; ubiquitin ligase activator activity. Gene Ontology annotation, biological process: positive regulation of ubiquitin protein ligase activity; anaphase-promoting complex-dependent catabolic process; positive regulation of anaphase-promoting complex-dependent catabolic process. Gene Ontology annotation, cellular component: anaphase-promoting complex. Lineage: Eukaryota; Fungi; Ascomycota; Eurotiomycetes; Eurotiales; Aspergillaceae. The transcript has 2 exons. The coding region runs from base 1 to 2601 and encodes 866 amino acids.